AUGUCGGUUGUACUAUUUCUGCUUGUCAUGCUGAUUGUGUACGGUGUAACACAAGCCUACAGAAAACGACGCGAGCUGCAUCGAAUUGCGGCACACUUUAACUACCCAAAACCGCACUGGCUGUUGGGUAAUGUGAUGGAAUAUCCUGCAAAUGAUAUACCCGGUAUCUUCGAGACGAUGGUCAAACUGCACGAGCAGUACGGACAGGAUCUCUUCAACUGGGGUCUACUAAACGACCACAUGAUCAUCGUCAGCAGCGCCACCAACGUCGAGAAGGUAGUGAUGGCGAAGAAGACCGAAAAAUCCUCGGUGUAUAAUUUCAUCGAGCUAUGGCUGGGACAGGGUUUGCUCAUCUCUAGCGGUGAGAAGUGGUUCCAUCGGCGGAAAAUUAUCACACCAACGUUUCAUUUCAAAAUACUGGAAAGUUUCGUAAACGUGUUCAACCAAGAGGCAGAGAUACUGAUCGAGAAGUUGCGCCAGCAUGCAAACACUGGUCGGGAAUUUGACAUCUACGAACCGAUCUCGCUGUACGCGCUCGACAGUAUCUGCGAAACGUCCAUGGGGGUUGAGAUCGAUGCGCAACGCCACCCGGAGAACCAGUACGUGCGUGACGUGAAGCGUAUGAGUGAGUUGAUAUUGCUUCGAAUUUUUCAUGUGCUUUCAUCCUUUCCUAAAACCUAUUGGUACACGAUGCCUAAGGCUUGGGAGCAGCGAAAGUUGAUUAGACGACUUCAUGCGUUCACGGACUCGGUGAUUCAAAAACGUCGCCAACAAUUGAUGGAGAAAGGAAACAGCAUAAGUGAGGUUCUAAAUGAUCACGAAGACGAAAACCUCUACACAAAGCGCAAGGAAACGUUCCUGGACCUGUUGCUAAACGUCAGAGUUGAUGGUAAUUCACUUAGUGAUCUGGAUAUACGAGAAGAGGUGGAUACGUUUAUGUUUGAGGGCCAUGACACCACAACUUCCGGAAUAGCGUUCACCUUCUAUCAACUUGCUAAACAUCCAGAGAUCCAGGAAAAGCUCUACCAAGAAAUCCAGGAUGUGCUUGGGGCGGACUUUCGCUCUGUUCCUCUCACAUACAGUACACUCCAGAACUUCCCCUAUCUGGACAUGGUAGUGAAGGAGUCUUUGCGUCUACUGCCACCUGUUUCAUUCAUCGGUCGUCGAUUGGUUGAAGAUAUUGAGAUGAAUGGAGUAACGAUACCGGCCGGAACUGACUUUACCAUACCCAUCUACGUUAUUCACCGGAACCCCGCCGUCUAUCCUGAGCCGGAACGCUUUGAUCCGGAGCGCUUUUCAGACGAAAGCACACAGCGCCGUGGACCAUACGACUACAUCCCGUUCAGCAUCGGUUCGCGGAAUUGCAUCGGUCAGCGAUACGCACUGUUGGAGAUGAAAGUAUCUAUCGUACGUAUGGUUUCCUUCUACCGUAUACUGCCCGGUGACACCAUGCACGAGAUCCGCCUUAAAACGGACCUGGUAUUGCGUCCCGACAAGGCAAUACCGAUCAAGCUCGUCGCACGUCCAUGAUGUGCGGUACGAAUGAAUUGAGUAAAUAAAAGCUUCAUACAGAAGAGGUGGUUAACCUGUCUGCUCCGAUUGUGCUAUUCAUGCAUGAGAUGGUUUGUUCGUUUCUUUACAAACAAAAUAAAUAUUCAAUGAAGUAGAUGUAAAGAAAUAGGAAUAUGCUUGUUGCUCUACAUUCGGUACAUUAAAGCUCACUACAAGGCUUUGAACGCUUUUUAGAACCCUUUCCUGUCGUAUAGACAUUGCAGGUAUCGUUGAUAGGUACUUCAAAACGGUAUAGAGUGGCAAGAAUGUGGCGUAUGUGAACAGUGUUAGAUG
Anopheles funestus (African malaria mosquito) is the source of this 1845-nucleotide messenger RNA. RefSeq names its product cytochrome P450 4d2-like. The transcript has a single exon. The coding region runs from base 1 to 1530 and encodes 509 amino acids. Lineage: Eukaryota; Metazoa; Arthropoda; Insecta; Diptera; Culicidae. The record is from RefSeq and is a predicted model, not a curated record. Gene Ontology annotation, molecular function: iron ion binding; monooxygenase activity; oxidoreductase activity, acting on paired donors, with incorporation or reduction of molecular oxygen.